GUCUAAUGAUGGAGCCAGGUGGAUAUGGGGCUGAGGACGAUGUCGGCGCGGGGAUUGGGCCGCCCCCUCCGGGGUGGUGCUUGAGGGGGCGGUGCCGUGUCGGAAGUCAAAGGGAGGACGUGGGAUGGUGGCGGAGCUGGCUGCAGCAGAGCUACCAGGCAGUCAAGGAGAAGUCCUCCGAAGCCCUGGAGUUCAUGAAGCGGGACCUGACGGAGUUCACCCAGGUGGUGCAGCGCGACACGGCCUGCACCAUUGCGGCCACCGCCAGCGUGGUCAAGGAGAAGCUGACUACUGAAGGCUCCUCUGGAGCGACAGAGAAAAUGAAGAAAGGGCUGUCUGACUUCUUGGGGGUGAUCUCCGAUACCUUUGCUCCCUCACCAGACAAAACCAUCGACUGUGACGUCAUCACCCUGAUGGGCACACCUUCUGGCACGGCUGAGCCCUAUGAUGGCACCAAGGCUCGCCUCUAUAGCCUGCAGUCAGACCCAGCAACCUACUGCAAUGAACCAGAUGGGCCUCCAGAGUUGUUUGAUGCCUGGCUUUCCGAGUUCUUCUUGGAGGAGAAGAAGGGGGAGAUCUCAGAGCUCCUUGUAGGCAGCCCCUCCAUCCGGGCCCUCUACACCAAGAUGGUGCCUGCAGCUGUUUCCCAUUCAGAAUUCUGGCAUCGGUAUUUCUAUAAAGUCCAUCAACUAGAGCAGGAGCAGGCCCGGAGGGAUGCCCUGAAGCAGCGGGCAGAACAGAGCAUCUCUGAAGAGCCUGGCUGGGAGGAGGAAGAAGAGGAGCUUGCGGGCGUUUCACCCACAUCCCUAAAAGAGGCAAAGAUUCCUGUGGCCAGACCUUCCACAUCGCCUGAAGGAGGACCCAGUCCCCAGAGCCCCUGUGAAGAGAAUCUGGUGACCCCCAUUGAACCUCCAACAGAGGUGACCCCCUCGGAGAGCAGUGAGAGCGUCUCCCUGGUGACACAGAUUGCCAAACCGCCCCCUGCCUCUGAGGCCCCAGCACUGCCCAAGGACCUGUCCCAGAAGCUUCUAGAGGCAUCUUUGGAGGAACAGGACCUGGCUGUGGAUACAGGCGAGACUGGACCCCCACCCCGAGCUCAGUCUAAGCCCCACACCCCUGCUUGCCGCCCCAGCGGUCCAGAGCCCCGGCCUCCAGCCAGAGUAGAGACUCUCAGGGAAGAGGUCCUCACAGACUUACGGGUGUUUGAGCUGAACUCGGACAGUGGGAAGUCUACACCCUCCAACAAUGGGAAAAAAGGCUCGAGUACAGACAUCAGUGAGGACUGGGAGAAGGACUUUGACUUGGACAUGACUGAAGAAGAAGUGCAGAUGGCACUUUCCAAAGUGGAUGCCUCCGGUGAGCUGGAAGACGUAGAGUGGGAGGACUGGGACUGAGGGGAGCCAGAGCAAGCAGCUCCCCCACCCACAGCACUUCCCACUUCCCUCACCCGUCUCAGCCCGGCCCCGGAAGAGACUGACUAAGAAUGUCCCCCAAAUGGCCUCUGUCAACCAGAGCUCUUGGCAGAUUCUGGGUGGUUCCUUGUUGGCCCUUCGGGCCUCUGCUCACGUCUGGGAAGGGGCUCGCUUAAUCCAAACCAGGAACUCUGACUUGUGCCAACCAUAGGAUGACCUGAGGGGGACGAAACUUCCCCCGCCCACCCCACCCCCACUGGAAGAGCCUACAUUUCUCUGCUGAAUACCCACUGUUCCUGGGGACUUCUGCUGAGGUGUCCCAAGGGAUAGCCCUCGCCCAUGUGCCUGUGUAGACAGAGGCUAAACCACUGGUCUCAUGGAGGAGGCCGAGACAACACUGUGUCACCCAUGAGCCGGCAAGGAAGGCCAUGCCACCUGCCCUUGGCUUGACAGAGAUGGCAGACACACUUUGGUUCCUAUCCCAGCGGGUAAGAGGCAUUCAUUUUUGGGAAAGUUGCCUCCCUUAGGAAUCUGUCCCUCCCAGGUAUUUUCCAUUCCAGGAAGGGCUCCUUGUGGUUCAGAAUCUAGAGACCAAACUCGCUCCUUUCCCCCAGUCCAGGCUGGUGUGUCCCCAGCACCUUUCCCAAGCCGUCUUCAUGUCGGAUGCACCCGAGUCCUUAGCCCAGCUGUGCCACCUGCAAGAGUCUGCUCUUGCCCUUCUUCCCCUCCCCAAGAAGGGAGGGGGCCACUUCAGGCCCUUCCGUGUGUUGUCUGGCGGGGUACCUUGUCCAGCCAGCCACCCACCCACUUUGACUCCCCCGUAGCUUAGGACACAAGCCAGCUACCAGCGGUACAGAGCAGUGAUCAAAGCUGAGUACUUACAACUCUGGUAAGCCCAACUUCUCCGCCUCAACCCUUCUGCCUCUUGGAGGGAUACGCUGGGGGUGAGCUGCUUGAGAUUCUCUACAGGCUUCUGCAAAAGCUCUUCCUCCUGAAGGCAGAUCCAGUCUUGGUGGCUCUCACCCUCCACGCUGGUAAAGCUGCACCUCUCUUGGGGGGACGAGGGGCUGCAGGAAUCCCUGGAGACCCUGGUGCUUCACGAUGCUGCUCCGGUGAUUCUUGUACAUAAUCUGGUGUGUUCACCCAUGAUUUAAAGGGAUCGUGGUCAGGGACGCCAAGAGAGUGGUGGUCACUUCCACUUCAAACCUUCAAUGAGGGGGUGGGAUGGAGAGAAUGCUGAAUCUUUUUUUUUUUUUCUUUUUCAUGGGAUAGGAUUUUUCUCUUUGUAAUUAUUUCUUUAGUUUAAUUAACCUUUUGGUUGUUUGUGCAAUAUUAUAUAUUUUAAAUUAUAAUGUAUCUCCCCAGAGUAUUUUGUAGCUGGGAUAAGAAAAAAAGAAAAAAAAAAAAAAAGACUCUAACAGCUGUUAGUUUUGUAAUUAAAAAAGAAAGAAAAAAGAACUUUGUCCUGAACCUUUUCCAGACUUGCCGUUAACAGCUAUUAAAGAGAUUCAACAGAAGCUGGAAGGUGUCUGGGGCUCUGUUCUUGUCCCCUACAGCAGCUGCCCCAGAGCCAGGGCAAGACAGGGUGUGCAGGGUGCCCUCCUGCUUGGAGCCUGGGGGAGGGGUCAGGAUGGGAGGUAGUAGCCUGUGUUCCAAGGAGGUCCCUUGUCUUCAUCCCAGACUCACCCUGGCCUUUGGGGUGAGGAAGGGACAGGGCCCCCAGAAGGCCUCUCACCAAGACAAGGAGUCAAGAGGCCGUUUCUGCAUUCCCAACGCUUCUGCUUUUAUUUGGAAAGGAAGGUGCAACAACAGUGGUUCCAACUGUUCUUGGUUAUUUUUCUCUCCUCCCCCUGUAUGUGUAUGAUUCUGGGGUCUAUUUUUAAGUAACUUUAGUU
Messenger RNA from Budorcas taxicolor (takin), 3307 nucleotides. RefSeq names its product BSD domain containing 1 (gene BSDC1). Bases 6 to 1394 code for a protein of 462 amino acids. The transcript is spliced from 11 exons. Lineage: Eukaryota; Metazoa; Chordata; Mammalia; Artiodactyla; Bovidae. The record is from RefSeq and is a predicted model, not a curated record. Gene Ontology annotation, cellular component: cytoplasm.